GCAGGAGCUGGAAAGAGAGAGCAGAGAGAUGGAGUGGAACCACAAAGGGAGCCAAAUGAAGGAGGAAAUCAAGCUCUUAAAAGAGAAAGUCUCUGCUCUUCAGGUCAAUCCCCUUAGCCUGCAGGAGCUGGCUCAAAAGACUGAUAAGGUCAGAAUGAAAAAGGAGGAAGAGAAGGCCAAGAAGGCAGCAGAAAAGAGGCUGAAAAAGGAGAGGAAAGAGGAGGAGAAGCGAGAGAAUAAACAGAAGGAGGAACAUAGGAAGCAAGAGAAGGAAGAAUUGAAAAGACAGAAGAAGGAUAGAGAGGAGAUGGAGAAAAAAGUUUAA
Messenger RNA from Etheostoma spectabile (orangethroat darter), 325 nucleotides. Its product is annotated as vicilin-like seed storage protein At2g18540. The record is from RefSeq and is a predicted model, not a curated record. The coding region runs from base 29 to 325 and encodes 98 amino acids. The transcript is spliced from 2 exons. NCBI's taxonomy places the organism in Eukaryota, Metazoa, Chordata, Actinopteri, Perciformes, Percidae.